AUGGAGAUUCAGAUGAUAAAUUUACUGAUCUUUAGAAUCAGUCUUCAUUAUACAAUUAUCUGGACUGAGAAUGUUAGAAAUUUUACCACUGAACUCAGUUUUGAACGAGAACCAGAAAUUGCUGUUGAAACAAAUAAAAAAUUUAAAGAGAUAGAUUACUUUAAUCUUUUCUUUUAUGAAAACAUUCUUAAAGCCAUUGUUCAGCAGAGUAAUUUGCAUCGAAGUCAAAAACAAGGAAUUGGGAAAUAUGAUUAUGAUUUGACAUUUACAGAACUUCAAGCUUGGAUUGGAAUGAUAAUAUUAAUGGGGAUACAUCGUUUGCCACGAAUCGAAAAUUAUUGGUCUACAGAUCCUGCGCUUAGAGUUGACUUUAUCGCUAAAAUAAUGCCACGUGAUACAUUUCGAAAGAUAACUGAAAUUCUCCAUAUUAAUGAUAAUAAUAAUAAUAAUCUUCCAAAGACUCAGCCAAAUUAUGAUAAACUUUUUAAACUUCGUCCUCUCAUUGAUCAUCUUCAUGAAAAAAUUAAAGUGCUUUACACUCCUUCGAAAACUUUAUCAGUAGAUGAAUCCAUGUUAAAGUUUAAAGGAAGAUCAAGCCUUAAACAAUAUAUGCCACAAAAACCAAUUAAAAGAAGCUAUAAAGUGUGGUGUUUGGCUGAUUCGAAAACAUCUUAUAUUGCAAAUUUCGAAGUUUAUACUGGAAAAUGCAAUGAUAAUCAGUCAAAUGACACACUUGGUGAACGGGUAGUAAUUAAACUUACUCGUGAACUUCAAGGAACCUUUUCAUUGGUUGCUUAUGACAACUUUUUUACAUCAGUAAAUCUUGUUGAGGAACUCCGUAAUACAGGGAUUUAUUCUGUUGGCACUGUCCGAACAAAUAGAAAAGGAUUGCCGGAAAUGAUGAAAGAAAAAAAGUUACAACGAAGGGAAUAUGAAUUUAAGACGACUAACAAUGUCACAGCUAUAAAGUGGAUGUAUUCAAAAAUUGUUACAGUUCUUUCGUCAGCUCAUAAUCCUCUAACCAUUUCGACUGUUAAAAGAACUCUUAAAACUGGAGAAAAAAUUGUUGUGUCCUGUCAAAUAGCUGUAGCAGUUUACAAUAGCAUAAUGGGUGGUGUUGUCGGAUUUGAUCAAAGAAAAUAA
Messenger RNA from Leptopilina boulardi, 1143 nucleotides. RefSeq names its product piggyBac transposable element-derived protein 4-like. Lineage: Eukaryota; Metazoa; Arthropoda; Insecta; Hymenoptera; Figitidae. The record is from RefSeq and is a predicted model, not a curated record. The transcript has a single exon. The coding region runs from base 1 to 1143 and encodes 380 amino acids.